AUGGAAAAGCCAAAGAGGACGCUCGAAGAACUUUUAGACCUGACAGAUACUGAAUCAUCUUCCUCCAGUAACGGAGUAUACGGAACUAAUCAACAGUUUGUGUUAGAAUUGCACGAUCUCAAGAAGGACGACCCCCAAGCCCCAACAGAGCACACAGCACCGAGUGAUUUGAAGAAGAAGAGAAGGAGGAAGCGGGCCCAACCAACUACAGAGAGGAGCACCACUUCUACUUCUAGUGCAGCAUCAGAUGCUAACCCGAAACCGGAAGAUGCAGGAAAGGAGGAGUUUUAUGAUGCGAGUGGUAGCUUGCACGCAUUGCCGGAAAACCAAACAAAGCCGACUGGCACUAUAGUACUGGCGCAAGCGCACUCUGAACACGGCCAGGAUCCAAAGGCAAUGACAGAUCAAAGAACAUCAGCAACACCACGACAACCAUCUACAAUAACGAAACCUGUCGUGCCUCCCGAUGAAUAG
Leptosia nina is the source of this 474-nucleotide messenger RNA. The record is from the annotation of a GenBank genome assembly. Lineage: Eukaryota; Metazoa; Arthropoda; Insecta; Lepidoptera; Pieridae.